AUCAACUUCUUUGUUUCAGAUAUGGAUUCAAUUUUCCGUUUGGAACGGAAUCGGGAAGGAUGUUCCUGGGCUGGGCGCGGGGGAACCCGCCCUUUCGCUGUUCAACCUUGUCCUGUUGAUCCUCUAUUGCGUGCUUACCUCCCUGAAUGGGUUGUGGGUUUUCUCUCCGAUCUGUGGAAACGGGAUCGGAGUGUUGCGUUGAUAGGAAGUUUUCCUGCCUAUGGACGGGGACUUGUUAAAUCCUUUAAUAAAAUCGAGAUAGUCAUGAGUGACGAGGUUUUCACUCUGUUUUUUGAGUAUCUCAAGCGGCAUAACGCAUUCAAGAUGAAGGAUGCGCCAGAGUUUGCUUUGUUGGGGUUGUAUGACGUAUUCCAUCAGUUCCCACUCAUGAGUGGAAAGCGACAGUCCUUCCGUAACUUUGGGCAAGAGUCGUCCAAGAGUGUUCUAGCUGAAACUGUCUACCUCCUAGAACCGAUGGACAUCUCCUCUCCACCUAUCCGAACAGAGAUUUCUGUUAUCUCCAACCUGAUCUGGUCCCGACUCGAACCUGGGCACGAGCAGAAGACGUGUGUUAUGCAUCAGUUGGGUGCCCGGACGCCUAACCUAGUCAGGUAUAUAUAUACUUUUUUUAAAAGAAUGGGGAAUCUAUUUUAUGAGAUGUUAUUUAUUAGACCUAAGACUCUUGGUUGUCGCGAAUCUUUUCAUACUUCGGGCUAUCCCCGGACCCGGGGUCCAGCGUUUGCUAUGAGUCUACUUUGCAAAGCACAACAUUCUCAACAUCAGGUUGCUAUUUACUCUUUUGAAUACUAUGGUCUGGCUUCGAGUGGGUCUGUCUUCAACGCUUUUGCUGUUUUUAGUCUUCCUGCCUUGGGGACUACUCUUAACGAAGACGUUUGGAGUGGGAGGACGGUCAUUGACGCCACUGCCGUGGACUUUUCAACAGUUUCUUCCACCCAGAAUGGUUCCGAACUCGUGGGGAUUUCUUCUUUAAACAAAAAAUUCAAAAAAUGAUUACUAACAUCCGCCUUCAA
This is a messenger RNA of Eurytemora carolleeae, 1031 nucleotides long. RefSeq lists its product as uncharacterized. Bases 22 to 1011 code for a protein of 329 amino acids. NCBI's taxonomy places the organism in Eukaryota, Metazoa, Arthropoda, Copepoda, Calanoida, Temoridae. The record is from RefSeq and is a predicted model, not a curated record. The transcript has 5 exons.